Molecule: messenger RNA, 888 nt
Organism: Ailuropoda melanoleuca (giant panda)
Lineage: Eukaryota; Metazoa; Chordata; Mammalia; Carnivora; Ursidae
Gene: MRPL23
Product: mitochondrial ribosomal protein L23
Exons: 6
Coding region: 87-830 (247 amino acids)
Biological process (GO): mitochondrial translation
Cellular component (GO): mitochondrial large ribosomal subunit; ribosome
Molecular function (GO): structural constituent of ribosome
Source: RefSeq, a predicted model, not a curated record
CCCGGCCCUCUGCUGUGGGGUGAGCCGGGGCUGGGCGUGGCUCCACGGCCGCCUGCCUGCCUGUGGGACCAUCCCUUUGAACAAACAUGGUCUCCAAGUCUGGCCCCCAGUGUCUUUGGGGGGCCACAGUGGGCAUGGGCUUAUUUCUUGAGUCACUCGAUAGCCCUUUCCAGAGGCCGGCCCUGAGGGCCCACAGCCCACACGCGUCGGUAGGCACCAGGGGUCUCAGGGCCCACGCUGGGCAGAACCGUGCAGUGAGCAAAGGGGGCCCUGGGGCACUGGCCUGUGGAAAGCUGCCGCCCUCUGCUUCCCGCUCCUGUUGCGACGGGUACCCUCUGUACCAGCUGGGCAACCCCCAGCUCCGUGUCUUCCGGACAAACUUCUUCGUUCAGCUGGUGCGGCCAGGCACGGCCCAGCCCGAGGACACCGUGCAGUUCCGGAUCCCCAUGGAGAUGACCAGGGUGGACCUCAGGAAUUACCUGGAGCGUAUCUACAAUGUGCCCGUGGCGGCCGUGCGGACGAGGGUGCAGCACGGUUCCAACAGGAAGAGGGAUUACAGAAACGUCAGGGUGAAGAAACCAGACUACAAGGUGGCCUAUGUGCAGCUGAUACAGAUGCCGUCCUCCAUCCUUCUUUGCCCGUCUGGAAACAGCGCUGCCCUGGCGCACGGACAGACCUUCACGUUCCCUGAUCUGUUUCCCGAGAAAAAGCAGAGCCCUGAUGGCAGCCCCGGUGACGAGGACGUCCAGGACAAGCUCCUGGAGGAGCAGCAGCGGAGACAGAGCCGGGACCCCCGGCGCGGUGGCGUUCCCGACUGGUUCGGCCUGUGACGGCCCCAGCGUGGGCGCAGCGCUGACGGUCCAAAUAAAGUCCCGCGUGUGGAGCAAA